Arabidopsis lyrata subsp. lyrata is the source of this 1017-nucleotide messenger RNA. Its product is annotated as nuclear transcription factor Y subunit A-4. The record is from RefSeq and is a predicted model, not a curated record. Gene Ontology annotation, biological process: regulation of transcription by RNA polymerase II. Bases 158 to 760 code for a protein of 200 amino acids. Gene Ontology annotation, molecular function: RNA polymerase II cis-regulatory region sequence-specific DNA binding; DNA-binding transcription factor activity, RNA polymerase II-specific. Gene Ontology annotation, cellular component: CCAAT-binding factor complex. Lineage: Eukaryota; Viridiplantae; Streptophyta; Magnoliopsida; Brassicales; Brassicaceae. The transcript is spliced from 6 exons.
UUUUGUCUCUCUUCCUUAGUUAAGAACAAAAAAAGGAGAGACCUUUAACGAUUUUCUGAGGGUAAGAUCCAGAGAUUGAUUGAAUCAGCUUAAUAUUUUUUAUAAAUUCAGUUGAUUGUUACUCAGACUUGUAACUAGGACCGUCUUCUCAUGAAUCAUGACUUCUUCAGUACAUGAGCUCUCUGAUAACAAUGAAAGUCAUGGGAAGAAAGAACGUCCAGAUUCCCAAACAAGACCACAGAUUCCUUCAGGACGAAGUUCGGAAUCUAUUGAUACAACAAACUCUGUCUACUCAGAGCCCAUGGCACAUGGGCUAUACCCGUAUCCAGAUCCUUACUACAGAAGCAUCUUUUCACAGCAAGCAUAUCUUCCACAUCCCUAUCCUGGGGUCCAAUUGCAGUUAAUGGGAAUGCAACAGCCAGGAGUUCCAUUGCAAUGCGAUGCAGUCGAGGAACCUGUUUUUGUUAACGCAAAGCAAUACCACGGUAUACUCAGGCGCAGGCAAUCCCGGGCAAAACUUGAGGCACGAAACAGAGCCAUCAAGGCAAAGAAGCCAUACAUGCAUGAAUCUCGGCAUUUACAUGCGAUAAGACGGCCAAGAGGAUGUGGCGGACGGUUUCUCAAUGCCAAGAAGAAAAAUGGAGACCACAAGGAGGAAGAGGAGGAGACAACCUCUGAUGAGAACACUUCAGAAGCAAGUUCCAGCCUCAGGUCUGAGAAAGUAGCCAUGGCUGCUUCUGGUCCUAAUGGUAGAUCUUGAGGAAGGUUCAUGCACAACCACAAGUUUAGUGUCUAUCUUGGGUGGAUGUUUGUCUCAGAGCAUCAUCGUCUUUAGUGAUUUUGGAUACUCUGUGUAUAGGUUAUAUGCUAGGGUAACUUUGUUUUAGUGAUUAGAAAUAAAACUAAGCAAAGAAAUGAAAAGUGUGAUUGAAAGUAUUGUUGAACCAAAUUGAUAUUCUUUGCCAAUGAACUCAUAUGUUUUGGAAAGUAAAUUAAUGUUCUUAGCUUUGUUUGCUA